This is a messenger RNA of Eimeria maxima, 366 nucleotides long. RefSeq lists its product as hypothetical. The record is from RefSeq and is a predicted model, not a curated record. Bases 1 to 366 code for a protein of 121 amino acids. The transcript has a single exon. NCBI's taxonomy places the organism in Eukaryota, Apicomplexa, Conoidasida, Eucoccidiorida, Eimeriidae.
AUGGACGGACCCGAUGCUGCGGUAUAUUUCUUAAAGUGUUCGAAGACAUGCGAAGACAUGGCCACGUGCCAAACGGAGAACAGUUUAGUUACUUUCGACGACGCAGGUAUGACCCAAUCUACUGAUGGAUCCUCUGAGAUCAUCUGCAGUGGUUGGCGGGUAGCAGGGGCCCCGUGCGGCUUCUCUGCUGCUGUUCUGAAGCAGCUCCCAACUGCAGCAGCAGCAGCUGCCGCUGUUGCUGCUGCUGCGGCGCAAAGGGUAACUGCAACUGCUGCUGCUGCGGAGCUGGAGCAGACACAGAUACCUGCAUCCAGGGACCUGGUUGCUGCAGCAGCAGCUCGUGAAGCAGAAAAUGAUGAAAUUUGA